AUGAUAUCUGUGAAGGUCAGUGAGAAAUACCUGAUCCAGAAUGAAGUGAAGAAAAUGAAGGAGAGGGAAGCCCAAAUGGAGCAGGAACUAAAUGAUAUUAGAGUAAGUCAGGAAAAUGCUGACAAGGAUCACAGCGAAAAUCUAAUCAAACUGGAGAACAAGUUCUCUGAGGAGAAGAUAUGUCUGGAGAGGGAAGCACUGGAACAAUACAAUCAACAGAUAGCGCUGUUAAAGCAGGAACACUGUGAAGCCUUUGCGCAGUUGGAAAGAGCCUUCCAAACAGAGUAUGAUGUCCAAAGCAGCAAUCUGAAAAAUUCCAUAACGAAGAAAAAAGACCUGGAGAAAUUGAUACGCUCAGUGUUUAGUGAAAACAUCAUACUGGGACGACAGAAGAAAAUGCUCGAGUCAACGGUAAAGAACAAAGCCACUGAGAUAAAGGUGAAAAAUCAAAAUAUUUCUGAACUUAUGGCCAAGGUUGGUUCUAUGGAGAAAACCUUGGAACAAGAGGAUGUGAAACUUGAGCAGAUGGACAAGAAGAAGAUCCAUCUGGUUUCCAUUCAGGACAGCCAGCUAGAGAUAGAGAAAAUCCAGAAGGUUCUCACAGAGCAGGAGAAGGAAAUGCAACAUGUGAAGCAGCUGGUAAGCAUCCUUGUAAAGAAACACAGAGAGAUGGAGAAGUUCUUCCAUGAGGCGCUGGAUCACGUGAGGCAAGAGAUCACCACCAAAAGCCUGAGAUACAAAAAGGAGGCAUUGCAGGAUUAUCGUAGAAGUUUUAGGGAAGCCACUGCAGGAACGACAAAGUUUCCACCCAUCCGGACCUUCCGUGAAAGUCCUCACAGUACCAACUCCGUCUACUCAGACAUGAAAUCAGCUGCAAAAUGGUAGUUCUCCAUUACUUUUACUGCUGUGGUUGAAUAUGUGUUAUUUUAAUACCUCUUUAUUUAUUAAAGCUACUUCCAGCAUAUUUAAAAGUAGAUUCUACUCAUUGUAGUUCAUCUUGCUGCUGUGUAUUCUGGAUAAGUACAUGAACAUCAACAGGUUGAGGGUUUGGAUUUCUGUUGUUUGAAGGUCUCAGGUCCCAGACAGUGAAGUUCAGCUCUCAGAUCUGACUUGGGAGCAGAAGGAACAAGUGCUGCAACUUAUCUUUGCUACAAUGAAUGGAGAGAAGGAAAGGUAAUAAAGCAUCUUUGUAACUGUAAUUAGUCCUGGCAGUAACCCCUCCUGGUUGCCUAAAAUGGACUUAAAUUACUGUGAAGAGCAAUGGCCAGUGACACUGUACAGAUAGUCCCAUCUGACCACUUGUGAUUAGAAAACAGCUGUCACAUGAUUUUCAGGAAGGAGUAUGUUCAGCAUCUAGAUGUGUGACAUAAGGCAGGCAAGACGACAAGUACCUUCAGAUUUGCAGUAGAAAGAG
Molecule: messenger RNA, 1414 nt
Organism: Cololabis saira (Pacific saury)
Lineage: Eukaryota; Metazoa; Chordata; Actinopteri; Beloniformes; Belonidae
Product: basal body-orientation factor 1-like
Exons: 5
Coding region: 1-885 (294 amino acids)
Source: RefSeq, a predicted model, not a curated record